This is a messenger RNA of Culex pipiens pallens (northern house mosquito), 2593 nucleotides long. It is a transcript of the gene Gga, whose product is annotated as ADP-ribosylation factor-binding protein GGA1. The transcript is spliced from 7 exons. Gene Ontology annotation, cellular component: trans-Golgi network. Bases 98 to 2221 code for a protein of 707 amino acids. Gene Ontology annotation, biological process: intracellular protein transport; vesicle-mediated transport. Gene Ontology annotation, molecular function: small GTPase binding; phosphatidylinositol binding; ubiquitin binding. NCBI's taxonomy places the organism in Eukaryota, Metazoa, Arthropoda, Insecta, Diptera, Culicidae. The record is from RefSeq and is a predicted model, not a curated record.
AAAACUCGAGCAGGAGAAACUUUCGGCAAAACCGCAAAGUUUGCAUCAUUUUUCGGCCGUAAAGUCCGCUUCCGGAGUAAGCUGCCUCACCUCAACGAUGGACGCGACCACAAAAGUGCUCGAUGGAUAUUUGAGAAAAGCGGUCAAUCCCGGUAACGCCGAUCUGGACGUUUCCGCCCUGGACCAGUUCUGCAUGACGAUCAAGAACGACCCGAAAUUGAUGGCCUUGGCGCCCCAGCUGCUGGCCACCCGGAUUCAGUCGGGGAACAGUCGCGAAGCGCUGCUGGCACUUGAGGCUCUGGAGGAAUGCAUGGAGACCUGUGGUCGAGAGUUCCGAUCCGAAAUCAACAAGUUUCGCUUCCUGAACGAGCUGAUUAAGCUGGUUUCGAAAAAGUUCGACGGAGAUCGAACUCCGCGAGAGGUUUCCGAGAGGAUUCUCAACAUCCUGCUCACGUGGACGACCAAGUACGACAACUGCGCCAAGAUCCAGGAAGCGUACAAACUCCUUAAAACGCAAGGAAUCGAGCACCAUCCGCAGCAGAACGUGGUCCUCAAGACGGCCCCCAAAGCCGCAACCGACGCCAACCGAGGGUCGCUCGACGAAAAAGAGUUCGCAAAGCUGCGCCAGUUGAUCAACAGUUCCAAGCAGGAAGACCGCGACAAGGCGAACCUGCUCAUCCAGAACUUUUACCGCGAUGACGAACGGCGCACCCAGAUGAAGCACCGGCGGCUGGCCGAAGUGCAGAAAGCGGCCGAAAACACCAAACUGCUGGACGAUAUGCUGUCCCAGUACCGACAGGGCGAGACAACGGAGGACGAGCUGGCAAUUUACCGGCAGAUUUACGAGUCCUGCGAGGGCAUGCACCCGACGAUUGUGAAGCUCGCGGAGGACACGCAGCACAGCGAGGGAAUGUUGGAAAAAAUCUUCGAAGUAAACGACAGCCUUACCCAAGUGAUGGACAAGUACCGCCAACUAAUCCUGCACCAGGCUCCCUCACACGAUCACCCUGCUGCGUCCACCGCUUCGGUCAAUUCUCCCUCAGCGUCGUCAACCCACUCGAAGACGACCUCCGCCUCGAUGAACAUUACCGGGUCCGAUCCGCUGGACACGCUGUUUGACAUCUCGACCAUUCCGACGGCCAGCAGCGAACCCGCCCGAAGUGUCUUUGAAGAUCUUAGCGAUAUCUUUUCGGCCACGACGGUCAGCCCGAGCACGGCCAGUAUUGCCGCCAAUGGAAUCGACUCUGUGUCGGCUUCUGCGGCGGCCUGUUCUGUCCAAAGUGAUACGAUUUUGACGCCGCUGGUCGUUAAUAGUAACGGGACGACUUGGAGUGAGGCGGAAGUGCCUCGGUUGAUGCAGCUGGCGGCCGGUAGUGGGCAGAACAAUAACAAGUACGCGGAGUUUAAGAAUUUGCUGCUAGAAAAUCUCCAGGAACCAAAUCUGUUUAUUUUUGGUCACUUCCAGAAUCCCGCCCUUGACCCCACGCUGGUGAACGGAAACGGCAUCGCGUCCAAGAAACCCUCCAGCACCGGUACCAACUCCACCAAGCUAGACUCGUCCAGCACGGGAAAAUCAAUUCCCGACUUGGACUUUCUCGUUAGCGGUAUCAAAUCAACGCUGCUAGCCGGCCCAUCCGCGACCCCAGCAGAAGAGAUUCCUCCCCCGACCCCGGAGGAACCCCUUCCGGCGGUUGACGAUGACGACAAGGUGCUUAGUUUGAGUACGCCCGUGGCCGAAAACAUUCCGGAACCGUCGUUCCCAACACCAUCGGCCCCAAAACCGGAGUUUAAAUCUCUCGCCGAGAUCGUGAUCGACCUGGACAACAUCCAGCCCAGCCAGGAACCGUCCCGCACCGUUCUGGACGACAAGGCGGGCCUUCAGAUUACGCUGAACUUUGCCGCGGACCACCCGCGCCCCGACGUGACGGUCAUCGUGAUCUCCACCAUCAACCAGGGCCGCGACCCAAUCCCGAGCUUUCACUUUGACGCGAGCGUCCGGAAGCCGUGCAAGUUGCGCCUGCUGGACCCGUCCGGAGAGAGUCUUCCCGGCACGAAACCAUUCCGACCGCCGGCCGAUGGCGUCACGCAGGUGCUGCUGCUGGCGAACCCGUCCGGCGAACCGGUCGACCUGACCUGCAUCCUGACGUACUGCGUGGGCGAUGAUCCCGAUCCGGUCAAGGAGUCGAUCGUGAUGAGGGACGUUCCGUUUGUGAGGGAUUAGGCAGCGCUUUUACUUAACCGUUUCGAAUGUGGACAGACUGUGAUGAUUCGUUGGACAUUGUGUGGUUAGGAUUUACGUUAUUUUUUUUUCUCUCCCCCCGAGCGUAACUAAUCAAACUGAUUUAAUCAGAGGCAGCUUAGUUCUCACAGGAAUUGUUUGGAAUUAGAUUAUCUUUUGUUGUUUGUUUUAGAAAAAGUGACCAAAAAUGUGUUAAAAUUUUCCGCGUGAUUCAGUUGCUGUCGAGGACGAAAAGUCGACGAGUUUUACUCAAUAAUCCCCAUUUUUUUUAAAUUUAAGAUUGUGAAUGAUGUAUCCUAGCAAGAUUUGCAAGCGUAUAAACAUGGAAUUAUAUAGCCUAAAUCAUGAAUAUAA